AGCCAGCUUGCUUUAAGAGAGGUGGACUUCAACUCCCAGAAUUCCCUAGCUGGCAAGCAUCAAGAUGGGUGGACUUCAACUCCCAGAAUUCUUGAGCCAGCAUGGGGAAUUCUGGGAAUUGAAGUCCACAGGUUGUAAAAUAGCCGUAGCUGCCCACAGUUGGGUUAGUAAGAGUGAAUAUAUCCCCCUUGGCCUUCCUCUUCCUCGUCCCUCUGGCCAGCCAGCUCCUCUGCGCCCCAGCCGGCCCGUAACGCUCUCUUUCCCGUCUGCCAGGAGAGGUUGGCGGCCCACGAAGGGAUGAGGCCCAUGCGCGCCAUCUUUACCCGCGAGGGACAGAUCUUCACCACGGGGUUCACCCGCAUGAGCCAGCGGGAGCUGGGCCUCUGGGACCCGAAGAACUUUGAGGAGCCCAUCGCCCUCCAGGAGAUGGACACCAGCAACGGGGUUCUCCUGCCCUUUUACGACCCUGAUUCCAGCAUAGUCUACCUGUGUGGAAAGGGGGACAGCAGCAUCCGCUACUUCGAGAUCACGGAGGAGGCGCCCUACGUCCACUACCUGAGCACCUACAGCAGCAAGGAGCCCCAGCGCGGGAUGGGCUUCAUGCCCAAGAGGGGGCUGGAUGUCAGCAAGUGCGAAAUCGCCAGGUUUUACAAGCUGCACGAACGAAAAUGUGAGCCCAUUGUUAUGACUGUACCCCGAAAGUCGGACCUCUUCCAGGAUGACCUGUACCCGGACACCCCUGGUCCUGAGCCGGCCCUGGAGGCGGAUGAAUGGCUGGCGGGGAAAGACGCGGAGCCCCUCCUGGUCUCCCUGCGGGACGGCUACGUCCCCCUCAAGAACCGCGAGCUCAAAGUCAGUAAGAAGAACAUCCUGGACACGAAGCCUCCCCUGGGCUCACGCAGGAGCCUCUCCAGCUGCGGCUCCAAUUUUUCUACCUCCACCCUUGAAGACCUCUUGCAAGAAAUUCGCACUCUGCGCCAGACCAUCCAAGAUCACGAGAAGCGCAUCACCGACCUGGAAAACACCCUCUGCGAACUCGCAGACGUGACGGACUAGCCUCUUCCGCACCCAGAACGUUGCCAUCCCGGAGACAAGACCGAGCAUCUCCCCCACCCCCGUCCAUCUGCUUCUUCUCAGCUCAAUGGGCAUUCGUAGGGGCUGCUCCCCAUCGCAGGGAAUGGCCCUGCUCUCUUCUCGUCCCUUUCUCUCCAACCUGACUACGGGCUGCCUUGACUUUUGCGGUGGAAGUGGAGUUCAGAGAAAAGAUCUUCCGUGGACUGCUGGACGCUCGGGGUGGGGUGGGGGUGGGGAAUGCGGGGUAGGGUUGCUGUGAUGCCAACUCACCUUUCGGCCUCCAGGGGUGGGGCAAAGGGGGUGGGGGUUGCCGUGAGCCACAGGUGUGUUGUGAGUUUUGCAGUGCGACAGAAGGGGGACCCUUAGAUUUGCAGGAUUAGAAAUGGGUCUUUGGAGAGGGAGAGAGAGAAGGGGGCAGCCAGACCCUGCUGGCGGGGGAUUGGUUUUACUGGAGGGGUAGGGGGGGCCAAGAGGAUUCUCCAGCCCCUGCUGGAAGGGGAGGGGGGAGCAACACUGUUCCAAGGGGAGGCAUCUGCAGGUACUGCUUUCCGUGAUAAAUUGAGGUGGGGGUUUGCCUGCUGCCUGCGGCGAGGAGUUUUCCAUCUCCAUUGCUGAAUGUUGUACAGAUGUUGCACAGCUGGGCCAGGCCCAGAUGUGCUGCCUGGGCUGUAUAUGCGGAGGAACAAGGAUGCUGGCUUACAGCAACACCUCCCCCUCCCCAUCUGCUUGUAAUGCAAAGGGACCCCCCCCCAUCCCUGGUGGGUUGGGUGGGGGGGAGAGAGAAUAGGGCCAUUGCUCAUUUGCAUAUGCUGAUAAAUAUAUAUACAUAUAUAUAUUUAUAAUAUAUAUAUAUAAUGUGGCUCAUUU
Pantherophis guttatus is the source of this 1941-nucleotide messenger RNA. Lineage: Eukaryota; Metazoa; Chordata; Lepidosauria; Squamata; Colubridae. The record is from RefSeq and is a predicted model, not a curated record.